UAUGUGUGGAAUUUUGGCAAUUUUCAACAUUAAAGGGACUUAUAUUGAAGUACGAACUCUUGCUUACGAUUUAUCAAAGAGAUAAAGACAUAGGGGUCCUGAUAGAUCUCGUAUCAUAAUAAUAGUAAAUUUUCAUUGUUAUUUCAUUAAGGAAGCAGGCCCAAAUACUUAUCAUAUACUAGCUCAUGAAAGAUUGAACAUUGUAGAUUUAAGUGAUAGAGGAAGACAACCCUUUUAAUUAGUUGAUGAUUAAAAUAUCUAUUAUAUGCAAAAUGGAGAACUUUACAAUUAUUGGUCAAUCAAACCAGAUUUUGAAAAAAAAUAUAAAUUUAGCAGCAAUUCUGAUUCAGAAAUAGUAGGAAUGCUAUAUAAAGAAGUAAAAGAUAUGGUUAUAAUAAAAGUAUGGUCCAAAUGAUUUUUGGAAUCAUAUGGAUGGUAUGCAUGCUACAAUUCUUUUGGAUAUGAAUAAUAAGACUUAUUAUGCAGGAAGAGAUCAUAUUGGAAUUAUUCCUUUAUAUUACGGUUAUAAUAAAGAUGGGGCCUUAUUUUUAUCAUCAGAAUUAAAGGGCAUUCAUGAUUAAGUUGUUGAAAUAAAAUAAUUCCCUCCAGGUUAGAAUUUAUUAUUAUUAAACAAAAGGACAUUAUAUAGAUUAAACUCAUGAAAUAAAGAAAUGGUAUAAUCCACUUUGGCAUAAUUUUGAUCACAUUCCAACUGGAGAAAUCAAUUUUUAAGAAAUGAGAGAUAAAUUUAUUGAUGUUGUAAGAAGAGAAGUUAAAGGAGAUGCACCAUUUGGUUUGUUUAUUUCUGGAGGGUAAUUAUAUCUUAUAUCAUAAUUGUAGUGUUGAUUCAUCUAUUGUUGCUGGUAUUGUUGCAAAAUUGAUAAAAAAUGGAGAGAUUGAUUUAAGCAAAAGAGGAAUGAGAAAAGUUCAUUCAUUUUGUAUUGGUUUAGAAGGAUCACCAGACUUACAUUUUGCUAGAAAAGUAGCUGAAUAUCAUGGAUUUGAACAUCAUUCAUUUACAUAUACAGUUGAAGAAGGUUUAGAUUAUAUUCCAGAAGUCAUAUAUCAUACAGAGACUUUUAAUAAUACUACAAUUAGAGCAUCAACUCCUAUGUAUAUGAUGUGUAGAAGAAUUAAAGCUUUGGGAAUUAAAAUAUGUUUAACUGGAGAAGGAAGUGAUGAAUUAUUUGGAGGUUAUUUGUAUUUCCACAAAGCUCCAAAUAGAGUUGAAUUUCAUCAAGAAUUAAUUAGAAAAUUAAAUGAUUUACAUAAAUACGACCUAUUAAGAGCUAAUAAAGCUUGUUUAGCAUGGGGUAUUGAAACUAGACCGCCUUUUAUGAAUAAGUCAUGGAUAGAAUAUGUUAUGUCUAUUGAUCCAAAAUAUAAAAUGAUCAAUGCUUUCUAACCAUAAAUUGAAAAAUACAUAUUAAGAAAAGCUUUUGAAGAUUUAGAAAAUCCAUUUGUUCCAUAAGAAAUAUUAUGGAGAUAAAAGGAACAAUUCAGUGAUGGAGUAGGUUACAGUUGGAGAGAUGGAAUUAUAGAAAGAGCCAAUCAAUUAAUCUCUGAUUAGUAAUUCUCUUAAGCCUCAACUACUUAUCCUUUGUCAACCCCUAGGGAUAAGGAAUAAUAUUGGUUUAGAUAAGUUUAUUCUAAUGCCUUUCCAAGUGAUAGUGCUGCCUUAUCAGUACCUUAUGCCAAGUCUAUAGCUUGUUCUACUGAAAAAGUAUUUAUAGAUAAAAUAUAUCCUUUAGGCUUUAGAAUGGGAUGAGGCAUUCAAGAAAAAUACAGAUGAGUCUGGUAGAGCAGUAUUAUCAAUACACAAUGAUGCAUUAAAGGAAAUCUUACAAGAAGAAGAUAAAAUUACAGAUGAAAGCAUCAAAGUAUAGGAUCACUUUUAACUGUGAUA
Messenger RNA from Paramecium pentaurelia, 1906 nucleotides. Lineage: Eukaryota; Ciliophora; Oligohymenophorea; Peniculida; Parameciidae. The record is from the annotation of a GenBank genome assembly.